CAGGAAACUCAAUUAUACAAUCGAUAAACAAGGAUUGUUUAGUUUUCUGAGUAAAAUUCAUCGCAACCAAGAAGUAUGAAAGAUGUUUUCCUUGAACAAGAGAUAACGAGAUACUAUAUGAGCUGAAAACUGAUUAGAAAAUACUUCCAUAGAUUAUCAUAUAUGUGAAAUGUUAUAAUUAUCAGACAAUGCAUAAUGAUAAACUAAAGUAGUGAAGUGAAGCGUUUAUUGUCACAUUGUCUUCCAUCGUCACACGAUCAAGUUUGAGUGAAAAAAACGUGAAAACUCUUCAGGCAACCGCCCACCUAAUGAUGUAACUCCAAAAAGUCCAAAAAGGCUGGCAAAAUACAUUCAUGAGGGGUUAGUUUAAACUAAAAUCAGCGAAAAUCUAUGGAUUGUAUUGUAUAUUACUAAUGCUUUGCUUGGUCAAGUUCCCUGGUGUUGUUAUUCUACUGUUAUGUGCUUUGAUGUGGGAUUGUUUUGCUGUAAAUGUCUCUGAUUUGAUUCAACCGACUGGUCGACGAAAGGAAUCAUCUUUACUAGGAACAACCAAGAUCCAUCAUUUACCGAAACUAAUUUCGUCUAUCUUUGUUAACUCAACUUCUCAAAGWCCUCUUAAGCUGCUUAGCAGCUUUAAUGAUCACCAAACGAGUAUUUCAAAGCAAGGUGUACAUCACUCUCAAUUAUUUUCGGUUACUUCAGGAAAACGUUUUACGUCAACUUCUUGUUUCCAUGAUGGAAAUACAGUUAUCUGCACWGCGAUAUCUACAAUUUCAACUGCACUGCUUGCCGCAAGCUCUACAGGAGUCUUCAAAAAUGGUAAUUGCUCAUCUGUAAUCACAAACAGCACUCAAAUGAAUACGAACUUAACGGAGGGAAAAUAUCUUGYAAAUCAGACAACUUGCAGUGGAAAGGACGGCUGUUAUCGGUAUGGAGCAAGAUGGAUUAAUUUCUAUGUCGAUAUUGGUGGAUGGAUUAUGCUUGCUGUGGUUUUAUGUGGAAUACUAAGUCUUAUUAUUACUCAUUUUCUGGGCCGCAGACACGCGAUUUCUAACGACUUUUAUAGCGGUGUCAAGAGCAGUGAUGUAGCCCGUCGUUACAGCUUCAUAUGAAUUGUAAUCGUAUAAAACCAUCACUUAGUUCCAAGAAAACGCUUUACAACCAUUCAAGUAUAUCAAAGCCCUCAUUACCACAGAAGACUGGAAAGACUAAAGGAUCAGUUUUACGUUUACACAAUGACAAGUCAUCCUUGCGAGGUUACUUCCCGGUUACUUCAAAUAUACUGAAAGCACUCAAAGCGUUAAGCUUUCCCCUACUUACUGCUUUUGUGUUGGUUGGGCUGCCUGUGAAUGGAUUUUGUUAAUGGACAGAGGAAUUGUUCAUGAGGCACUAUAUUCUUAAUACUACUCUACCAUUCUUUGCUUUUCCUAUGUAAUCAUAUGGCAUAUAAUAUAUAUGAUAUAAUAAUAUAUCAAUAACUUAAACGUUAUAUUAGAGAUAAAUGUAGUCCUCAUUGAUGUUACUAGUUUGGUUUCUAAAGUAGUCGACAUAGCUUUUCUCUUUGAUUAGCAUUCGUUCACAUCUUUGCUUUAUUUCGCUGUCUGUAACGUYUUUCAUCCUGUAGCCCAUGACGUAUUUACRGCUAUACGCCUUGAUCUUCUUCCGUCGCUUGUAAAGACAUGUCUUCUUUGUACGACGAAGUUCUGAUCGAAAAUGUCUCAAGUCUUUAUAGAAAUCUUCUCCCUCCAUUUUGAUUUUUUUCCAUAAAGUAGCUUUAAAAUGAUUGUACAACAUAACGUCAGCUUGAUUCCAUGCUUUUAUCUUCUUUCUUAAUUUACUGGUUAUAAGUUCUUUAUUCCUUUCAAUGUCAGGUCUUUCCAUUAAUUUAAAGUACAAUAUGUCUUCGAUAUUCCAGCACAACAGCCUUUUUAGCAGAACAAGCGAUUCAUCAAAGUGUUCUAGAAUAAUAACUAAAUCGAAUUCUUGAUCAAGGAAAUGAAUGUAGUUUUGAAUUGCAGUUUGAUUUUCGUAGGAUUUAACAGGAAAGCCUAAAUCGAACAUWAGGGGAUUCCUUGAUAGCAGUAAAAGGGGAUUCCCCYCUAUMAUAGAAUACCAUUCAUUGUACUGCAGCCUAGCGCUCAAAAAAUCAUUCAUUGUUUUAAAAGGYGUGUCCUGAUGAAACUCAAAAAAAUAAAAUACCGAAUCGAAGUGGGA
Exaiptasia diaphana is the source of this 2214-nucleotide messenger RNA. RefSeq lists its product as uncharacterized. NCBI's taxonomy places the organism in Eukaryota, Metazoa, Cnidaria, Anthozoa, Actiniaria, Aiptasiidae. The record is from RefSeq and is a predicted model, not a curated record. Bases 414 to 1112 code for a protein of 232 amino acids. The transcript has 2 exons.